Schistosoma rodhaini is the source of this 3543-nucleotide messenger RNA. The record is from the annotation of a GenBank genome assembly. NCBI's taxonomy places the organism in Eukaryota, Metazoa, Platyhelminthes, Trematoda, Strigeidida, Schistosomatidae.
GAAAAAAUGCGGUUUUUAUUUAGUUGUUACAAAAAUCAUUGAAUGUACAAGUCACAAUGGUUUUGGGUGAUAUUCCAUAACUUUGCAAUCUUCUGUAUCACAUAACUCAUCGUAAUGUUAGGUAUGGAUGACCCGAGGUCAUUUUCGAAUAUCAAGACACUCGUGAAAAUGAGUGGUUACCAAUAAUUGGGAUAUUGUUUAUUGGACUCGCAGCGCUGUUUUCAGUUCGGUAAAAGCGUGUGCUUUUUACUUGUGUGAAUGUUAUGCAGGGGAACACUGAGAUCAGCGGUAAAGAUGACCUCUGUAUUAAUCCCAAUCGACGUAACCUUUUGCAGUCUGAGGUUGUGUCUUUCUUUACACCAGUAGCAGAUAAAUUGAGAUUGAAAGACAGUCAAUCUGUUCAUAGACCACGUCUUGAUAUUGUUGAAGAAAAGCCGCGGACAAAGACCAUAGUCGUGAGGUUAAGCUCCCCGGGGAUGUCAGAGGGCGUGCGAACUUUGGAUCACAAAAAUAGUGUGGGAGUCAUCACUGAAUUUCAACCGAUGGAAGCUUCUAGAACCAAAUCACCAAUAAGUAGUCCUACCAUUACAAAUGGGUCUGUGCCACAUAAAGAGUCAGAACCUAAUAUUCUGUAUAUGGACACGAACACAAAAAGACCUUCAGUACCUUGUAUUUCAUCGCAUGCACCGAAUCGAAAGUCACUGUUUACUAAUUUGAUACGCAGACUUUCAACUCCGCGAAGCAAAACAUCUCACACUGAUAAUUCUUCUGUACUGUUAACCAAAGGUGAGACAGGUAUGUUACGCACAGACUCUGGAUCAAGCAAUCCAAGUCCACGAAAGUUACGUAGGUGGUUUACAAAGCGUAUGUGGAAAUCUGCAAAACUGUCUGAUCAACUACAUGAAACACAUUGUAGCACAAAUUCACAGCCUUCAUUAACCAGUGUUGAUCCUGUUUUAGAGAUUCAGUAUGCACACUCCGCAGUUGACGACUUAUCAGAGGAGUUGCAGUCGGCCACCCAGGACUUUGGGUCUGCUCCAGUCCCCCGUAAGCUCAUAUUCAUGCCACAUCCAACGAAAUCCCCCUCACCACAUUCACAAGACGUUUGCAGUCAAAAUCCUAGUUAUAAAGUCACAGCUCGAGAUGCUGGCAUUGACUACAACAUCCAUGUUUCUAUGCAAUCUGAACUUAAUGAUAGAAUGGAAACUGAAGUCAAAAGCUCCCCAAACUGUUCACCAUCUUCUUUAUUUUGUACCACUGGCAUUCAUUCCCCGGUAGCUAGUUCCCCACUACUUUCUGCUGUGACACGUGGAAAUAGUAUACGUUCUGUUGGAAACGAAAUUCACCAUUUCGGGGUACCAUUUCACCAUAACAUAAAUAACAUUGAGCCAAAUAAUCUUCGCCGAUCAGAAGCGUUAAUUUCACAAUCAUGUGCAAAACUCCCACAAUCUGUAGCGUCUCAAUAUCCCAUAUCUCCUUUGGCAGUGUGUAGCUAUACGCCCAGUUAUCUCAGCGCAUCAGUGGCAGCAUUCGGUUACAGUAAAUAUUACUCGGCAUCAAAAUCAAUUCAUAAUCUAGUCCAUAUGGAAACUUCUCCUUUAGUAAUUCAGCACGCUGUUGGACAUAAGCUAUCCAUUCCCCGUUCUCAUAGCAGGACAUCAGGCAUUAAAAAUGAAGCAGUUGCUUCCUCAAUUUCAAGUACAGUGACUAACGCUUUCGAUGAGAAGUCACGAGUUGUGGGCAAAAUGUGUGGAGAUCCUGGAUCUAAUUUGGAAGAUUCUCAGUCAUCUUGUCGUCGAACCGAGUCUGGUCGCGAUGGCGUUUGUAAUAGUAGCACAGAAAAUGUCAAGUUGAGAAGAAAGAGGACAACUAGUAACACCAAUAACACUGAUGAUCAAGAACACUGGAAUCGAUCUUCACUCAUUAUGUUAGCAGUUGCUCAUGCUAGUCCUCGUGGUCGUGUUGUAACUCCAACAACAGUAUUAAACAAACCUUUCUUUCCAAGCUUAUCAGAUUCUAUUACUGCUUAUAGCGAGGUAAAUGAGAGUAAAGGAGAGCUCAAUACUUCAAUACAACAUAAAACGGAAUUAGUUGAUACAUUCAGUAGCAGCACUGAACUACCAUCUGAAGGAAAUUUAUUUGUAAUCACCAAUUCUAUCAAAGACAAACAAUCACUCAAUACUGAUUAUACAACGUUGUUAAAUGAAUCAGAAAUUAAAGUGGAUGGAAAUUUUUAUCUUCAACAAGUAGAUCAAACAGAGAAAGAAUUAUUGAAUAAAGUUUGUGAAAUUGAAACUGAUCUUAAUAAUGAAGUUGAUUUGAAUGAUGAAGUUUCUGGUCUUUUACGAACUGCUUCUGGCAAAGCGAGACUACUGAUUUCCGAAAAGUUUUGUCAAUUUCGUGCUUUAUGCCAUCAAAACCUUGCCUGGGAGAAUUCAAAAACAGUUGGGGCUGACAACAAUUCGGUAAACGAACCUAAUACAUUAGUCACUUUAGUUAGUGAUUUGGAUGGUUUCUGGGCAAUGGUAUCACUUCAAGUAGAUGACAUUCGUGGUUUAUUCAAACAAGUGGAUUCUUUACGGGCUAACAAUUGGCAACCAGUUGAUAACUCACUAUCUGCUACGCAAAAUAUCUCAGUAGGUGACUCCAUUUCGUCAGAGAAACGAAAGUUAAAUCGUAAAGUUACUAAAUCCACUGUAGCUAAACAAAACAAUACGAUUGCUCGACAACAGGCCCGUGAACGUCUUGAACACGCUAAACGUAAUAUGCAGUUAAAGAAUUUGAAUAGUUCACAUGAUGAUAAGUCAACAUUAAAUAUCACUGAAAAUAAGCUUAUAUUUGUAUAGAAUUUUUACAAGAAGUAUAUCUUUCAUUUUAAUAUUUGUAAACUAAUCUUCUUUUUCUAAAUAAAUAAGGCAACAAUUAAAAUAAAAUUGAAGUUAUUUUACUGCAAUAUAAGUUAUGGAUUUCGUUGUAUUGUUUAAAGUAUUAAAGUUUUCUUUUUUGAGCAUUAUCUCCCGCUUUUUCUCAACGAAUCCCUUUAUAUAUAUACUCUAUAUGUAUUUAUGUUCUUUUCAUUUCCCCAGUUCCCUUAUCCAUGUUAAAGAUAUCAGAGAUAAACGAACAGUCUUAGACUUUUUAAUUAGACAAAUUCAUUUACUAUUCACCUAUAAGUAGCUUUAUAUCUCUUUGCCGAUCCUGUCAUAUAUUCGUUAUAUGAGAUGGCCUUUCAUUAUUUUUAAUUGUUCUAAUUGUUGAGCGUGAUUAAUUUCAUGCAAUUGUUCAUUGUAUAUUCAAAGUUUGUUUUGGAAAAUAAUCUUACCAGUUCUCAUCACUUAUUGAUUACUUCCAGAUGGAACAAGAACAAAUAAUAAACAUUCUAGCAUUUCAACACCUUUGUUAUAUUCAGGAGCUGUUUUUUUAUAUACUAAGCAAAACAGUUUUUUUCAUAUUUUAUACGUUUUUCUUUUUUAUCAUCCCUAUGCUUGAUAAAUAGGUGUGUAUAAAGAAUAUUAUUAUUGUUAUUAAAGUUAUUAUUACUAU